UUGAACAGUAAUCCUCAGAUCUCAGCCUCCUAAGAAGUUAGAUUACAGGUGUGAACCACCAGCAUCCAGCCUUCUUUUUUCUUUUAUAACUUAACACAUGGGGCUGGAGGUAUGCCUCAGGUGCUAGAGUGCCUGUAGGAAGCACAAGAUCAUGAGUUCAAUCCUCACUGCCUAUAUAUAUAUAUAUCCAUAGAUACAACAUAUACAUCACUUACUAUUCACACUGUGUCUGGUUUUCCCUAUUCAGACCCUUGAUCUCCUUUGAAGGAAUUGUCUUUGAAGGAAUUGUUCAUCUCCCAAUCCUCAACCAUGGCAAUAUUGAAUGACUGAAACGGUUACUGGAAAAAAAAUAUCAUUUACUGAGAACCAUGAGGUGUAAGGAGUAGGCAUGGAAGGACAACAAAAGAUUUACGAAUUUCCUUCUGUAUGCUAAACAUAGUGGCUAAUAAUUUUUCAGUAUUUGAUGCUCAUUAAGUCCUCACUACUAAGUGAACGAAGGUCACAGUUUCCUGAAGCAUGUGAUAAUCUCAUAAAUAACGGGUGCCAUCCCAGGCUCUGCCAUCUUCUUCUUGAGAAAGUUGGUUCAGAGCCUACUUGGCAGAGAGCAGUUUCCAUAGAAACGCGGGAGCCCGCCGGUGUCAACGGAAGCAGGAAGUUGCUCGCACUUCCGUUUUACUCCGGAAACGCGGUCAACCCGGAAGUCUGCGCUGCGCGGAGGUGCAUGGCGGCUCCUAGGGGAAAUGCCGCUCGUGGUGUUUUGCGGGUUGCCGUCCAGCGGCAAGAGUCGUCGCGCGGAGGAACUGCGCGGGGCUCUGGAAGCCGAGGGGCGUGCGGUGUACGUGGUGGAUGAUGCUUCGGUGCUGGGCGCGGAGGAUACGACCGUGUACGGCGACCCUGCCCAGGAGAAGGCUUUGCGCGCGGCCCUGCGGGCCUCGGUGGAGCGGCGCCUGAGCCGCCAAGACGUAGUCAUCCUGGACUCGCUUAACUACAUCAAGGGUUUCCGCUACGAGCUCUACUGCCUGGCGCGGGCGGCGCGCACGCCUCUCUGCCUGGUUUACUGCGUACGGCCCGGCAGUCCGAGCCCGCGACGUCAGGCGGCGGGUGUGGCGGACCGCCGAGUCCCAAACGUCAGCGUAAGUUGGAGGCCGCGCGCGGAGGAGGGCGGGAAACCCCCGGCGGCGGGCACCAGCCUGCCGAGGGAACUAACUACGGGGUCUGCGGUAAACGGGUCAGUCCAGGCCGACGGACCCAGAGAACUAGAUUGCCGGGAAAUCGAGGCAUCCGAUCUUCCAGCUCCAGCGACUCCAGAGAACGAGAAGUCUGCAAAGUGUGUGUCCGGUGCGUUUUUCUCUCCGGAUCUUCUGGAAGCGCUAACGCUACGCUUUGAGGCUCCGGACUCUCGGAACCGCUGGGAUAGGCCUUUGUUCACCGUCGUGGGCUUGGAAGAGCCGCUACCCUUUGCGGAGAUUCGGUCUGCCCUGUUUGAGAACCGAGCUCCUCCACCCCAUCAAGCCACGCAGUCCCAGCCCCUGGCCUCCAGCAGCUUUCUCCACCAGUUAGAUCAGGUCACGAACCAAGUGUUGACUGGAUUGAUGGAAGCUCAGAAGAGUGCUAUCCCUGGGGACUUGCUGACACUUCCUGGCACCACAGAGCACCUACUAUUUACACGGCCCCUGACCAUGGCAGAACUGAGUCGCCUCCGUCGCCAAUUUAUUUCCUAUACUAAAAUGCACCCUAACUAUGAGAACCUUCCUCAGCUGGCCAACAUGUUUCUUCAGUAUCUGAGCCAGAGUUUGCACUGAUGAGAGGAGUAGAGGGAAGCUAUGGCUCCUGCCUAACUUCUACUGCACUUCAGAAAGUCUGGGUGGUCUGAAGGCUUGAAGAUCACAUUGAUGUAAUACCAGAGCUGAAUUUACAGCAUAAACAGAGACUGUAGAGAAGGGAGAAGUAGCUUCGAGAAUUUUUGGCAGAUUCUUCCAGAGGAGAGCUCACACACCAUUUGAUAUUUAUCAUGUGGAUAGAUGAAAAUUGUUCUAAAGCAAUUUGUGGGAAAAAAAAAUGGGUUGGCACAGUUGUGUAUCCACACUGGCCCCUUUAUACCACAAAUGUAUUUUCAUACACUGCCUGCUUUUGAGUGGAGGAUCCUGGGAUUAAGAUAAUAUAAAUCCACUCUUUUCUGUCUUUGGGGAACUUUCAUUUUUUGUGGAAGACAUAAUCACUAGAGUAUUUUCUCAAAUAAAAUAUUUUAAAAGUAAA
Perognathus longimembris pacificus (Pacific pocket mouse) is the source of this 2256-nucleotide messenger RNA. RefSeq names its product KTI12 chromatin associated homolog (gene Kti12). Lineage: Eukaryota; Metazoa; Chordata; Mammalia; Rodentia; Heteromyidae. The coding region runs from base 741 to 1802 and encodes 353 amino acids. The transcript has a single exon. The record is from RefSeq and is a predicted model, not a curated record.